ACUGGAAGCAUCCUGACCUGAUAGCCAACUGGUAGGACAGAGACACUCAUCACACAACAACUAGCAACAUGCAGAGCAAGCUGGACAUGGCGGGCAAGAAGCCUCCAAAGGCCUUCGUCUUCCCGGUGGCCACCAUCCGCUUGACCUUCGUGAUUGGACUCCUCUUCAUCGCCAUGCCACUGGCUGAAGCAGUGAAGGGCGAGGGACAGACAGAUCACCAGGAUGGACCCACGACGACGUGGCCGAGUUGAACAAGACUAUUCAUGGCCUGAUGGGAUAUGUGAAGGAGAUGGCUCAGGAAUUGAAGGAUCUUCUGAUGACAGCAGGCGGGUGCCGUCUGCCGUGGCGUUACCAUGAGGGAGGAUGUUACCUGUUUGUUGACAAUAAGAAGACCUGGCAUGAUGCUGAGAACGACUGCCGAGCCAAUGAUGGACACUUGGCCUCAGUUCCCACCAAAGCCACGUUUGACUUCCUCUACGGUUUGACGGGUAGAAGAUGGAAUACUUGGGUAUGGGUUGGGGGCUACAAAGAGAGCGGUGUGUGGAGAUGGGUUGAUGGUUCCACAUUUAGUGUGAAGAAGGACGGCGAGGGGGACAGCAAGGAUGCUAUAUGGGGACCAGACGCGCCUGAUAACCGGCUUGGUAAAAGAGACUGUGUGCAGAUGUACUCGGGCGGACUCUUUGAGGGCAACUGCAUUUACAAUCAACAAUUUAUUUGUCAGAAGUUCUGGGGAUGGUCUCGGCUGUGUGAUCCGGCUGCUCCUUCAAAGACGUCGGCACGAAAGAUCACCACUCUGCCUUCAAUUCAGUUGCUUGAAUGAAUGCUAAUCAUCAUGGACGAGCACAUGAUCCCUAACAACCUGCACGACGCCAAUUUGCAAACUAAAGCUCGUCCUGUUUGCAGUUGAGGAGCUAACACAAGCCAUCACACAGAAAAUAAUCAUUCACAUUUUUAUUCAACCUCACUGACUCAGUUAUUGAAAUUGGCUGAUCUUCUACAUUAGCCAGCAGCUAAAAUGAUGCACACAGCAAAUAGCAAGCUGCUAUCUGACAGGACAAAUAGAAACACACCUAAAACACAACAUCAGUCAUAAAGUUAAAGAAAAAUGUGUCAUCUGACCAUAAAAAGUUAGUUACGAGAUGAGAAUGAUUACGGGAAUAAGGACAAAAUUCUGAGAAGAAAAUGUACAAGAAGAAAGUUAGAAAAUGAAACAAACAAUGGC
This is a messenger RNA of Dunckerocampus dactyliophorus (ringed pipefish), 1222 nucleotides long. RefSeq names its product lactose-binding lectin l-2-like. The record is from RefSeq and is a predicted model, not a curated record. The transcript has 9 exons. NCBI's taxonomy places the organism in Eukaryota, Metazoa, Chordata, Actinopteri, Syngnathiformes, Syngnathidae. The coding region runs from base 272 to 820 and encodes 182 amino acids.